GUGGGGGUGGGUGGGGGGAUUGGAGCGCCGCGCAUCCUCUGAGAGGGAUCUGCAGGAAACAUGAUCAUCGAGGGAGCGUGAACGCAUUCCUCAGCUCCGGUCAGACGAUUCGACAGCUCCGUGCGUUCCGCGUUAUUCUCCGAAGGACGUCGGAGGAAAAGCAGCCAGCAGAGAGCACGCACGACCCCGCAUCGUCAUUCGCCGCUGCGCCGGGUGAGACGAGGUCAUCGCUGCUCCACGGUUCCUUUGAUCCCCCAUCCCAUGCUGGCAGCUCAAGUGCCAAACAAAACUGAAUCCAGAAAAUAAGAAAGGAACAGAGUUUGACAUGGCUAGACGGGCUGCCUGACAGCACAUCAUAGCAGAUGCAACAAUGUUGUUUCUGAUUGGAAUCACUGUUCCUGGGAAUAAUACAUCACGAGACAACUUCACGUCAGAAAAUCCCACCCACCAGGGGGCUCAUGUGCUGCCCUCCACGCUGGUCAUAUCCCUGGUUCUUAUCGUCGUUGUCCUGCUGACAAUCUACUGUCUCAGGUUCAAAAGCCACAGGAAAGUUCUUGUUACAUCAGUGGAUAAGAAGAUUCCCAACGGCUUCUUGGAGGACCAAGGAGAACAGACAGUGGUACUCCUCCCCAGAUCCCCCUCACCAUCCAAGAGGUACUUCCCCAUCCCUCUGGACUCUCUGGAGGAAGAGUACCGGAUACGCUCUGCUGAUGAUGGCAAGCUCUUCAGAGAAGAGUUCAAUUCACUGCCAUGUUACUUUCGCCAUGGGUCCUUUGAAGAGGCGAGCAGAGAGUACAACCGAGAGAAAAACAGAUACCCAAACAUUUUACCAUACGAUCACUCCAGGGUGGUGCUGAGUCACCUCGAUGGACAUCUUUGUUCAGACUAUAUUAAUGCAUCCUACAUAGACGGAUUCAAAGAGAAGAACAAAUUCAUAGCAGCACAAGGUCCUAAACCUGAGACACUAGCCGACUUCUGGAGGAUGGUCUGGGAGCAGAAAACUACUACUAUAGUAAUGCUAACAAAUCUGAAGGAACGAAAGGAGGAAAAAUGUUGUCAGUACUGGCCAGAGAAAGGCUGCUGGAUGUAUGGAAAUAUCCGAGUGGCACUGGAGGACGUCACUGUUCUGGUGGACUACACUAUCAGAAAGUGCUGUGUUCAAUACCAAGACAGCGAUGGACCGCGAGCUCCUCGGCUUGUCACUCAGCUUCACUUUACCAGCUGGCCAGACUUUGGGGUGCCAUUCACACCCAUCGGAAUGCUGAAAUUCCUCAAGAAGGUCAAGACUGUGAAUCCAUCCUAUGCUGGACCCAUUGUUGUGCACUGCAGCGCUGGAGUUGGAAGGACCGGAACGUUCAUCGUUAUCGACAGCAUGAUUGACAUGAUGCACGUCGAGCAGCGAGUAGAUGUGUUCGGCUUUGUGAGCAGAAUACGAGAGCAGCGCUGUCAACUCAUCCAGACAGAUAUGCAGUACUCCUUCAUCUACCAGGCACUCCUGGAGUACUAUCUGUAUGGGGACACAGAGCUAGAUGUGUGUUCUCUGGAGGGUCACCUGCACAGGCUUCAUAACACCAGAGCCCCCAACGACAGGCUGGGGCUGGAGGAGGAGUUCAGAAAACUCACCAAUGUUCGGAUUAUGAAGGAGAACAUGAGGACCGGGAACCUUCCUGCCAACAUGAGGAAGAACCGCGUGCUUCAGAUCAUUCCAUACGAUUUCAACCGAGUAAUACUCUCAGUGAGAAGAGGACAAGAGUUUACCGACUACAUCAAUGCCUCCUUUAUUGAUGGCUACAGGCAGAAGGACUAUUUUAUCGCAACCCAGGGCCCCUUGUCUCACACGGUGGAGGACUUCUGGAGGAUGGUGUGGGAGUGGAGGUGUCAUUCAAUCGUUAUGCUCACCGAGCUCAAAGAAAGAGAGCAGGAAAAGUGUUUCCAGUAUUGGCCAUCAGAGGGCAGUGUAAUCUUUGGAGAUUAUACUGUGGAGCUGACUGGAGAAUCGCAGGGUGAAACCUUCACUCGCAAAGACAUGCUGCUCACCUACAAAUCAGAAAAACAGCCACAACAUGUACGCCACUUUCACUUCCACGGAUGGCCUGAGAUCGGAAUACCGGUCGACGGAAGGGGGAUGAUUGACAUUAUUGCGGCCGUGCAGAGGCAGCAGCAGCAGUCUGGAAACCGACCCAUAAUUGUACACUGCAGUGCUGGCGCGGGACGGACGGGAACAUUCAUCGCACUCAGCAACAUUCUGGAGAGAGUAAAAGCUGAAGGUCUCCUGGAUGUUUUUCAAACCGUUAAAAGUUUACGUAUGCAGAGACCGCACAUGGUUCAGACAGUGGAGCAAUAUGACUUCUGCUACAAAGUGGUCCAGGAUUUUAUUGACAUUUUCUCAGACUACGCCAAUUUUAAAUAAAAAACUGUUUUUUGUUUUGUUUGUUUUUUAAUAAACAUGAGCCAAUUUAAAUAUGCAACCCCCCCCCAGAUUGUUGUUUUGUAAAAGCUUUUUACAUUUUCCACUUGAAAAAAAAAAAAAAAGGAAAUGUAUCAUGAAGUUUUUUUGAAAUUUAUUCAACACAUUUAUGACACAGGUGUCUUUUUCAAUAAUGUUUUUUGUAAUAAUAAUGAACUCCAAUGUAAAAUGGUGACAUUAAAGGGGUUUUCAUUGUAGCUCAGCUGGUUCUUGUACUGCAAAGAAAAGCUCACACACAUAUGUUCACAUGUGUAGUGAGUGUGUUUCUGCUAGUUACCAUUAUGUAUAUUACUUUCCUUCAACGUGCUGUACAUGUGUGCUGUUCCUAUCUGCUUUACUUUGACCACAAUGCCUUUAUAUUAGUCUUGUAUUCAAUGUUGCCCUUGCAACAUGUUAGACUGCAGUACAGAGAAUAAAUGAUGUGUUUGAUAAGUAAAAUGACAUGCUGAAUAAUAUUUGUAACAGAAAUAAUUUAUUCUCUGAAGUAUUAGUAAUAUUUUUUGUUGGCUCAAACUGACAAAAGAUUUCAUGUGUAUUUCUUUCUGUCAAAUGCUGUAAAUGACCUCUCUUCUGUCAGCGAGCAGCUGCUGCCUACUGCCAUUUUAUUCAACCUCACUGACUUGUUUUUUUUAUUUUUUAUGUUUUUUUUGCCUGUGGCAAUUGUGCUUAGUGGAUUGGUGCCUGACUUGGCAAAAUGUAAUUAUCCCACACUGAAACAGGCAGAAAAUAAUGUGGUUUUUCAUGUUUCUUUGCCAUUAAGCUUCAUAGUUUGCCUGAUAAUCCAGUCCAAUUUUCACACUUGCAUGUUUCCUUACAGCAGUGCCAUGUGGAUUAGAUGAAUUCUAAUCAUGAAAAACUUGUCACAAAGUGACUAAAAUAGAAAAAAUAAGCCAGUUUUCUAUAUAUAUAUUUAAUUUAGAUGAAGCAGUUCAAUUUUCUAAAGUGUGUUUUUCAAUAGUGGCUUGAUCAUAAGUUCUGCAAAAUAUAUCUUAGUGAUAGAAAGCUGCCCUCAUUUUUGUAAUUAGAAUAUGAGUGGAAAAGGUGUAGAAAUGCCUGCUUAUAGAUUAAAAAAAGCUGAUGCAGUCAAACAUUUUAAUUCAGACAAUAAAUAAUGUCUGCAACACUGAUAUGACGCAUAAAAAAGGCUAAAUUUGAACGUUUUUUAUGACUUACCUUCAGACUUAGACGUACUUAUUGUAAGAUUUUAAAAUUUAGGCAUAUUUAAACCUCCAUUUAUUGAAAUCACUGCUUCAAUUCAGACAUUCUGACCAUUUAGUUCAUUUCAUGUACAUUAAUAUCUGUCGUGCUCAUCCAUCAUCCAGAAUUGCAUUGUUAACUUUCAUCCAUUCUUGUACUGAAGGAGCAUCAGAUAAGAAAAAUGAUACUGCAGUCUGUGUAACAAACGCACAAGCAUCUUGUUUCGGUGAUGUUUCUGCCUUUUGUAAGCUGCGUAGAGUUGAACUAUUUGUUUGCUAAAAGCCGAAUCCAAUAAAUUAUUGAUGAAGAUAAACAUCA
This is a messenger RNA of Oryzias latipes (Japanese medaka), 3982 nucleotides long. RefSeq names its product protein tyrosine phosphatase e (gene ptpe). Gene Ontology annotation, biological process: protein dephosphorylation. NCBI's taxonomy places the organism in Eukaryota, Metazoa, Chordata, Actinopteri, Beloniformes, Adrianichthyidae. The record is from RefSeq and is a predicted model, not a curated record. Gene Ontology annotation, molecular function: protein tyrosine phosphatase activity.